Populus nigra (black poplar) is the source of this 2083-nucleotide messenger RNA. Its product is annotated as transcription factor TCP9-like. The record is from RefSeq and is a predicted model, not a curated record. Gene Ontology annotation, molecular function: sequence-specific DNA binding; DNA-binding transcription factor activity. The annotation marks the transcript as partial. The transcript has 2 exons. Lineage: Eukaryota; Viridiplantae; Streptophyta; Magnoliopsida; Malpighiales; Salicaceae. Gene Ontology annotation, cellular component: nucleus.
UUGGCAGGUAACCGUAGAUCUCCCCUAUCAAAUGUUAGGCCCUUCACAAAUCACCAUGCAAUAAAACCUGCUUUUCUAUGCCUAUAUAUAACCCAUUUCUUAGCUCUCCGAAACUGUUAUUACCAGGUACAAACCCUCCUCUGUAUCGAUCCUUCAAUUCUCACUUUCUUUUUUGGGUUUCUCUUUUUUUCCCUCGGCGACAGGCCUCUCCGUGUGGCACCCGUACAAAAGCAAGAGCUUGGAGAAGAUGAGAGCAUGACAACCGCUGAUCUUAGAAUCAACAGCGGAGAAUUACGAAACAUUCGAGGAGGUCCCACAAACAAGAAGAAUUACAACGACAUGUCGGCAGCACCCAAGGAAGAGCCAUGCACAGAGGACAGAUCAUCUACACCACCAUUAGCGGUCGUGCCGUUCGCAGCAAUCCCCAUGCCACUAACCACAGUAACCCCACCAAAACGAGCAUCAACCAAAGACCGACACACCAAGGUGGAGGGUCGUGGCAGAAGGAUCCGAAUGCCCGCAACAUGUGCUGCCCGGAUCUUUCAACUAACCAGAGAAUUAGGCCAUAAAUCAGACGGUGAAACGAUCAGGUGGUUGCUUGAACAUGCUGAGCCUGCGAUAAUUGCAGCUACAGGAACUGGCACUGUCCCUGCUAUUGCCAUGUCUGUUAAUGGAACCCUCAAAAUCCCGACAACAACUAGCUCCAGCGCCGAACCUGACGAACCGAACGCUAAAAAGAAGCGCAAACGACCCGCUAAUAGCGAGUACGUUGAUGUCAACGACAGCGUAUCGGUAUCAGCUUCUCUCGCUCCCUUAACGACGCGACCGCGACAGCCGCCACAGCCGCAGGCGCAACAACCAGUCGCGGCAGUACCACAGGGUUUGGUGCCCAUGUGGGCCAUACCAUCAAACACUGUCGUUCCAGGGGCUUUUUUCAUGGUACCGUCCAUGCCAGGACCGUCUAACCAGCCCCAGAUAUUUACGUUCCCAGCUGCAGCUAGCCCUCUCAUAAAUAUUUCUCCCAGGCCAAUUUCAUCUUUCGUGUCUUCCAUGCAAUCUAAUAUAGCUGUGGCUCUGCCCGUUUCUGGUUCAAAACCUGGUAAGGGUAUUUCAAUGACGGCACCAAGUUCAAGCUCAGCUCAUACUAUUCGGACUACAAGUACAACUACUAAUAGCACUCCUCAAAUGCUUAGAGACUUCUCUUUAGAGAUUUAUGACAAACAAGAGUUACAGUUCAUGUCUCGGUCUUCAAAGCAAUGACAAAAAUUGAAGGAUUUCAUUGGUGGAUUUUUUGGGUUCUAAUCCAUUCUGUGGCGUCCGCCAUUAACAAGUUUAAUCGAGCUCAGGAUUACGUAUUUCUUAAGCUUCAAAAAAAUGAAGGGGGGGUUUAAUUCGUGGAUGGGGGUGAGAGCACGUGCUCACGUGAGGGUGUUUUAAAGUUGUGCACGUGUAAAGUAGUGUCAGAGCAGGCGGAGAAUAGGGUCCACAUUAAUGGUGGGUCAACAGUAACCACUUGCAAAUAAGAGGAGACUAGAGGGGGUCCACAUUUUUUGUGCUUCCAAUGCUCUGACGGAAAAAAUACCGAAAAGAUGAUUCAGCAGCCGUGUGGAGAGGGGAAAAGGAAAAAAGACUUGGGCACCGUGGACCGUGCAAUGCAAAAAAGACGGGCACUUGUUUUCGUUAGAACAUCAUGAUCGGUUCAUCAUGUGACGUGGGCGCGGGUCCCGAAGAGGCAAUGGGGUCCGAAUGGGACCGUUUCUUUUCUUGCAUUGUUUGCAAAGCGGCCGCUUGUCCCUACUACGGGGUGGUUCGGUGGUCCGAUCGAGAGUGGGGAUUGACUGGAACGACAACACGUGGCCUUGAUUGUCUGUAACUGUGGGGUCCUGCCCUUUAGCACUGACACGUGGGCCCUUGGUUUUAUUUUAAUUUUUAACCGGGCCCCCCGUUCUGGUUGGACUGGUGAUGAACCUGAUGACGGUAUCUGAUGCUCCUUUUGUUUAUAAUGUUGAAGUUUGGUUACAAGCAAUUGUAAAUGGACCGCGUACCAUGUUAGUUUUAUCUCAUUGAUUGAUUUUUAGUCAAA